This is a messenger RNA of Chenopodium quinoa (quinoa), 612 nucleotides long. RefSeq lists its product as uncharacterized. The coding region runs from base 1 to 612 and encodes 203 amino acids. The record is from RefSeq and is a predicted model, not a curated record. The transcript has a single exon. NCBI's taxonomy places the organism in Eukaryota, Viridiplantae, Streptophyta, Magnoliopsida, Caryophyllales, Amaranthaceae.
AUGGAGGAUUUUCCUAAUGUUUCUUCCUACUGUCAACGCCUCAAGUCCUUGGCUGAUCAGUUGAAAAACGUUGGUGCAUUUGUGUCGGAUAGUAGAAUGGUAUUGCAAUUGGUUGGAGGCCUUACAAAGGCGUACCGUGGUGUUGGCACGUUAAUCCGACAGAGAAACUCGCUUCCACCUUUCUAUAAGGCCCAUUCCAUGCUUACUUUAGAGGAAGUAGGGAUGGCCAAGAAAGCGGCAACCGAAUUUGCAAUGAUGGCAGUCGAAUCUUCGCAAGUUUCUGAUCAAGCAGGGGGUUCGAAAGGCAGAAAUUCGGGUGGUGGCCGGCGCAAUUCUGGUGGCAGUCCGGGUGGUAGUCGCGGUGCAGGCGGUGGAAAGUCUAGUAAGGCUCAACAAUCCGGUGGCCGAGGUUCAAGUGCAACUCAAAACUUGAACUCGUCUCCUUCAUAUUGUCAGCCACAUUUCGCACCUUGGGGGUGGAUGAAUGGGCCUGGCCCAUGCCUCCUUGUCCAUACCCUAAUCAAGGGUGGGCCAAGCCACAACAACAAAGGCCACAAGCUCCUAGUCUAUUCGGCCAAAGGCCCCCAAAUCAGUAGCAACAGGCUUACUUAG